Messenger RNA from Aegilops tauschii subsp. strangulata, 2044 nucleotides. Its product is annotated as pentatricopeptide repeat-containing protein At5g06540-like. Lineage: Eukaryota; Viridiplantae; Streptophyta; Magnoliopsida; Poales; Poaceae. Gene Ontology annotation, molecular function: protein binding; RNA binding. The record is from RefSeq and is a predicted model, not a curated record. Gene Ontology annotation, biological process: RNA modification.
CAAGAAUACGUAACAAAGGAUAUGCCUUCCGGACUGUCGUUUACAUGGCCCCGCCGUCGUCUUCUCCUCCCCUUCCGGCAUGGGCGGCGGCGAACGCCCUCUUCCGACGCCACCGCCGCCUUCUCCCGCUCCUCCUUCCUCCGGCCUCCCUCUGCGCCCUCCUACCCGUCCUCUCCCACUGCCUCGUUUCCGGCCUCGCCGGCAACCCCUUCGUCGCCUCCCGCCUCAUCCUCGCCUCCUCGCGCCUCUCCCUCACAUUCUCCCUCCUCCUCCUCUCCCACCUUCCAGCCUCCUCCCUCUCGCCCUUCUCCUUCAACUCGCUCAUACGCGCGUCGCCUCCAAGCCUCGCCCUCCGCCUGUUCGAACAAAUGCGGCGCCGAGGCGUUCCCACGGAUAACUACACCCUCCCCUUCUUGAUCCAUGCCUGUUCCGGCAGUGACACUCCACUGGGACAGUCCCUGCACGGGAAGAGCGUCCGUCUUGGUUACAGCUCCCACGUCUUCACGCAGACGGCGCUGAUGAACAUGUACUUUGGGUGUGGCCUGGCUGUUCCCGCCGGCAGGGUGUUCGAUGAAAUGCAGGCCAGGGAUCUGGUUGCAUGGACCGGCAUGGUCUCUGGUUAUGUGGACUCUGGAAUGCACCUUCGAGCUGCUGAGGUCUUUAAGGAAAUGAGGGGUAGUGAGGAGGUUGCAAGGCCUAACGUGGCAACGUUGGUGUCGGUUGCUUCUGCCGGUGCUGGUCUUGGCUCCCUGGAGUAUGCUAAGGGGCUGCACGGCUACGUGGAGAAGGUGGGGUUGCGAGGCGAUUUGAUUGUGACGAAUGCACUGAUGGAUAUGUAUGGAAAGUGUGGUAGCAUAGAGUCAGCUCGUGCUCUGUUUGAUUUCAUGCAUGAGAAGGACCUACUUUCAUGGACAACCAUGAUUUCAGGGUUGGCUUCUCAUGGACAUGGCAACGAAGCGGUUGCUUUGUUUUUAAGCAUGCGAGAGGUGGGAGUACUGCCGGAUUCAACCACCUUCAUUGUGGUUCUGUCUGCUUGUAGCCAUGCUGGACUGGUGGAUGAGGGGAUAUCAAUCUUCAAUUCCAUGUCGAGUGAAUACAGGGUCAACCCAGAUAUUAAGCAUUAUGGUUGCAUGGUGGAUCUUUUCAGCAGGGCAGGGCUUCUUUCACGUGCUUAUGAGCUUAUUGACAACAUGCCUUUUGAACCAAACUUGGCAAUUCUUGGAGCAUUGCUGAGUGCAUGCAGUGUCAAUAAUGAUCUGGAGAUUGGGGAACUAGUUCUCCAGAAGAUUGAUUCUGUUUGUUCCUAUAAAGGAGGUGCUGGUGUGCUUCUGUCCAACAUCUACGCUAACCAGAACUUAUGGCAUGAAGUUGAUUCCAUUAGAAGGAAGAUAAGAAAUGGUACCAUACCCAGAAAGCCACCUGGUCAGAGUUCGGUGGCAUCAGAAGUUCCUUUCAUGAGUUUGUAAUUUGGAGCUUUUAGAGAGAAAUCCACUUUGUUGUCACUGUUAACCUUGACUGGCAAAAUGGCUGAUUUUCAUGCGAACUGGAGAUGAGGUCUCUGGGCAGCAUAUUUGGCAGAUUAGCUUUCCAUAGCGCGCACGGAAACACUAAACUUCAUACGUAAACUUCUUCCCUUCUAAUGAAACGGCACGGUAAGCACACCAACUUCCCCUUAUCAUUUAGGAGCAUUUUCACGGAGAAAGCCUGAGGCUGAACCAGUCAAAUGCAUUGUACUUAAACUGCCUUACAAAUCGCCUGGCUGGGGAUCGAAAUGUGUGGCCAGGGCCAGGGCUCAUGCGGUCAUGUAACUUUGACCUUCUUCGUUAGCAAUACAAGGACACCCUGAACUUGUCCUUCCGGUAAAAGAAUUCAUGUUCCUGAACUGAGCUGGAGAAGUAUGCCAUCAGAGGCCCCCGAGCAUGUUACUCCGUCCUUUCCGGUUUAAACCCACACGCAACCCUAGAUCGGGAAUUCGGCCAGUGUAAUACAAAUUGUAUGUUACGAAAGUAUAUCAUUAGAAAAAUGUCAGAUGUGAAGUCUCUAA